AUGGAUACAUACAAUCUUACAGUGCUGAAGUAUUUUAUUCUAACUGGAAUCACAGAUCUUCCAGAGUUGGAGGCCCCCUUAUUUGGACUCUUCCUCAUUGUGUACAUGAUCUCUGUGGUGGGUAAUUUGGGCUUGAUCAUCCUCACCAAAAUAGACUCCAGGCUUCAGACACCUAUGUACUUCUUCCUCAGACAGCUGUCUUUCACUGACCUUGGAUAUUCAACUUCCGUGGGGCCCAAAAUGUUAAUCAACAUUGUUGUUGAUCAACCAACAAUUUCCUAUAAUUGGUGCUCAAUCCAGCUGACCUUCUUCAGUAUGUUCAUCACUACUGAGGUGUUUGUCCUGUCAGCCAUGGCUUAUGACCGCUAUGUAGCCAUUUGCCAUCCACUGCUGUACACAAUCAUCAUGUCACCAAGAUUAUGCUAUGUGCUGGUGGUAGUACCUUACCUCUAUAGUAUUUUUAUAACUUUGUUGACAGUUAUCAAGAUUUUCAUUUCAUCAUUUUGUGGCCAAAAUAUCAUCAGACAUUUCUACUGUGACAGUCUGCCAUUAAUAUCAUUGCUGUGCUCAGACACACACGAAAUUAAACUGAUAAUUUUAAUCUUCGCAACUUUUAAUUUGGUUUCUUCUCUUUUAGUGAUCUCCAUAUCCUAUAUCCUGAUACUUGUAGCCAUUAUCAGAAUGAACUCUUCAGAAGGCAGACACAAGGCCUUUUCUACCUGUGGCUCACAUCUGACUGUGAUAGUUAUAUUCUAUGGGACUCUAUUUUUUAUGUAUGCGCAGCCAAAAUCCACUCACUCCCUUGAAACUGGUCAGAUGGCCGCUGUGUUCUAUACACUGGUGAUCCCCAUGCUCAAUCCUAUUAUCUACAGUUUGAGGAACAAAGAGGUGAAGCAGGCCAUUCAUAGGAAAUGGAAAAUGUGUUUGAACAUUCUACUUAAACUGUAA
Molecule: messenger RNA, 948 nt
Organism: Microtus ochrogaster (prairie vole)
Lineage: Eukaryota; Metazoa; Chordata; Mammalia; Rodentia; Cricetidae
Product: olfactory receptor 8K3-like
Biological process (GO): G protein-coupled receptor signaling pathway
Cellular component (GO): membrane
Molecular function (GO): olfactory receptor activity; G protein-coupled receptor activity
Source: RefSeq, a predicted model, not a curated record